Molecule: messenger RNA, 2646 nt
Organism: Theobroma umbraticum
Lineage: Eukaryota; Viridiplantae; Streptophyta; Magnoliopsida; Malvales; Malvaceae
Source: RefSeq, a predicted model, not a curated record
CGCUCUUAUGAUACCAUCCCCUCCCUCAAUACCAUAAUUUUGUAGCUAUCCUUCAUUGCCUUACCUUUUUUUUUUAUUUUGUCAAGGUCCAAAUUAAUGAAAAUCGACAACAGCUCAAACAUUGGAUUUCCAUCCAAAUCUCGCCACCAGCAGUCAUCUAUACCAGGAUCAGGUGGCUUCCUCUUUCGCUUAAGUAUUUAGUUAUAUACAGUCGCAUUUAUGCAGAAUUAGGAGUGAAUCACAUCGCAAACAGUCCAAGCCGGAGGUUCAAGCUGCUUUUGAGUUGAGCAUCAGAGGCAUCUCCCACAUCUUUGGUGCAUUAAGCAUCGGCGCGAUGAUAGUUACAAGUAAGUAUGACAGCAUUUGCAUAUAUCAGACAAAGACUCUGCAUUCGUUGACUCUUGCUGCACGUGCAAUAGUUGCAAUCGCUCUGCUUUUCGUAGAGAUCAAGGAUGCAGCAUUUCUGAAAACGUUGUCAGAGGUUAUGCUAUCCCUUUGGCUCAAAUGGGAACUCCGAGCAAUGGUUGUACUCAGCCUAACUGUUCAACUCAUACUGAUAAGAUAUGGGAAUAGGCGAAAAUUCAGCGGCAAAAAUUUGAAACUCGUCUCAUUCCUUGUUUGGACAAUGUACCUGUUUGCAGAUUGGUUAGCAACGGUUGCCCUGGGUACCCUUCUUAGGACCAGACGGGAACAAAUAACCAGCCCACUAGUUAUAUUUUGGACCCCAUUCCUACUCUUGCAUCUUGGUGGCCCGGAUACCAUCACUGCUUACUCCUUGUCUGACAAUGAGCUGUGGCCUAGACAUUUCUUCGGGCUAUGCUUCCAGGUUGGAGUUGCUCUCUAUGUGUAUGUCAAGUUUUGGACCCUAACCGUAACUGUGCUCACGAUUAUGGCCAUUCCAAUAUUCAUUGUUGGAAUUAUCAAGUACGGGGAGAGGGUUUGGGCUCUGUUCUCAGCCUGUAACAUGCAGAUUAGGAAGUCUGUAUUCUCUACUUCCGAUGCCAAAAGUUUCGAGCUUGAAAUUGACCUUCUACAGGGCCCUUCAAAAGGGGACAUAAAGCUGGAGGAAUAUUUAAAUCACAGACAGAUUAAGGACAAAUACAGGUAUCUUCAUCGAGCUUUUUUGUUAUUCCAGGUGUUUAGGCCCUUAUUUUCGGACCUCAAGCUCAGAAUUUACAAUCAUUUAAGUUACAUUUUUGAGUUGGGGAACGUGUCUGCAGAAGAAGCAUUCAAAAUGGUAGAGAUUGAACUUGGUUUCUUGUAUGAUUUGCUCUACACAAAGAUUCCUAUAGUUAUUUCUCGAAUUGGUGUGAUUCUCCGCUGCAUUUGUUUGUCAUUGACCGUUUCCACACUAAUUUCCUUCUUGAUCAUCGUUGGUAAGCAUGGCUACUCCAAAGUUGACAUUGGCAUAUCCUACUUGUUAAUGGUUGGAGCUAUCUUCAUUGAAAUCUAUUCAGCCAUUCUUCAUCUUAGUUCUGACCGCGGCAUUCUCUGGUUUACAAGUCAAAAUAACAGGUUUCUUAAGGCCACUGGCUCUAAGUUAGUUCUUUUGACUAAAGCCAAGAAAGGAAUACGAAAAAUGGCACAGCACAGCCUGCUAGGUUACUGCCUCCAGCCUAGGAAAAGCAAGCUUGCUGCAGUUCUCAGCAUAUUUGAUCCGGAGGACAAAUUGGAAAAGUACUUCCAUACUAGCUGGAAGGAUGUGAAUCCUGAUUUGAAAACAAUCAUUUACUCUCAUCUGAAAGAAAAACGAGACCAAUAUGAGCUUUCUGGUUUCGACCAUCUGUCAGAUUUGUUGGAUAACAGAGGUUCCGUUGUGCUUAAAAAAAAAGGAAUUGCUGAUGACUUUGGUUGGAGUGUAACUGAUGUAGAAUUUACCCACAGUCUCCUCUUAUGGCAUAUUGCUACGGAUGUUUUUUUCCAUGAUGAUCGUCAAAGAUAUCGAACCGGUGACCUCGGUCCAUAUUGCCACCUCAGUAAGCUUUUAUCUGAUUACAUGAUGUAUCUCCUCUUUCUGUGUCCAGCAAUGCUUCCUGAAGGUAUUGGUAAUUUAAGGCACCAUGAUACCUGCAUUGAAGCAAAAAGAUUUUUCCAUAAAGAUAUAAAAAUCAAGGAAGCUAUUAGGGGAUUGUUUGGCAUCGACAUCGAAUCUCGAACCUUUUUUAUCGAGAUGGGAAGCCGGAGGAGGUCAGUAUUCUUUGAAGGAUGCUAUGUUGUGUCUCAGCUGCAAGAGGUGAUAUCGAGAUUUCGAUGGGAUCACCAAGAGAAAUGGGAGCUUAUUGGUGGUGUGUGGCUGGACAUGUUAACUUAUGCUGCUAGUCAAUGCCCGUGGAAGGAGCACGCAAGGCAACUUCAGCACGGUGAGGAAUUGCUAACACACGUCGCCCUUCUCAUGGCACAUCUUGGUUUAACUAGGAAAAUCAAUUUGGUGGAUUUACCCCAAAGACUCGUGGACGUCGAUUUCAAGCCUAGCUGGUAUUGGAAUAGGCUUGACCGAUUGGCUUAUUACUUGGCUUAGACACGUUGUAUGUAUAAGCACCCAUUUCCAUCCUCAUGAAAUCCGGCUUGGUUCGGGUCCUCUUUUCUGCACAACUUUCUUUAUUUGUCCUUUUUCAGUUUCAAAUAAACAUACCUUGGGCUUGGGUG